Messenger RNA from Oryza sativa Japonica Group (Japanese rice), 1703 nucleotides. Its product is annotated as 26S proteasome non-ATPase regulatory subunit 13 homolog B. Gene Ontology annotation, molecular function: structural molecule activity. The record is from RefSeq and is a predicted model, not a curated record. Gene Ontology annotation, cellular component: proteasome regulatory particle, lid subcomplex; nucleus; cytosol. NCBI's taxonomy places the organism in Eukaryota, Viridiplantae, Streptophyta, Magnoliopsida, Poales, Poaceae. Gene Ontology annotation, biological process: ubiquitin-dependent protein catabolic process.
ACAAGAAAGAAGGAAAGAGAAGAGAUUGCUCUUUGUUGUUCGCCUCCGCUCGCCGCGCCUGCAGAUCCCCCUCUCGCCUCCUCUCCUCUCCUCCCCAAACCCUAGCGAGCGACCAACUCCUGGGUGGGGGGAUUUUUCUCCAUGGCGCUGCAGUUCGUCGAGUCGCAGCGCGAGGCGCGGCCGGAGCUCGCCGACCCGUACGCCGACCUCGCCGACCUCUACCAGCGGAAGCUCUGGCACCAGCUCACCCUCAAGCUCGACCACUUCCUCCAGCUCCCUGCCGCGCAGACGGGUGACACCCUCAUACAGCUCUACAACAAUUUCAUCACUGAUUUCGAGACGAAGAUCAAUCUUCUCAAACUUGCGCAUUUCGCGGUCAUCGCUUCGCGCCAGUACCCCGACAAGGAUGCUGCUAUAAGUUUCCUCGAGGGGGUAAUCACAAAAUUGCGCGAGACAAAGGACCUGCGCAUCAAUGAACCCAUUCUCUACGUCAAGAUGCAAAUCGCUGCGAUUAACCUGGAGAAGGGAAAUCAGAAGGAGUGCAAGAAACUUUUGGACGAAGGAAAAUCUACUCUAGAUAGCAUGACUGAUGUUGAUCCCACAGUUCAUGCUAGCCUCUACUGGAUAUCAUCUCAGUACCAUAAGGCUCGCCAAGAAUUUGCUGAGUUCUACAAGAAUGCCCUUCUGUAUCUGGCUUACACUACUGUAGAGUCACUCUCUGAGUCUUUCAAACUGGAUUUGGCAUUUGAUCUCUCCCUUGCAGCCUUGCUUGGUGAUAACAUCUACAACUUUGGGGAAUUGUUAGCUCACCCGAUUAUCAACAGUCUUAUUGGAACCAAGGUGGAGUGGGUCUAUCAUAUGUUACAAGCAUUCAACACCGGCAACCUAGCUCUCUACCAAGAACUAUGUAGGGUCCACAAUGCUGCUCUCAGUGCUCAGCCAGCUUUGGUGCAGAAUGAACGGAAACUGCUAGAGAAGAUCAACAUUCUAUGUCUGAUGGAGAUAAUCUUUAGCCGGGCGUCAGAAGACAGAACUAUCCCAUUAAGUGUUAUAGCCGAGCGCACUAAGCUUUCUAUCAGUGAUGUGGAAUAUCUUCUUAUGAAGAGCCUCUCGGUUCAUCUUAUAGAGGGGAUAAUUGAUGAGGUGGACAGCACAGUUCACGUGUCAUGGGUCCAGCCUAGAGUACUUGGAAUUCCACAGGUGAAGGCGUUGCGCGAGCGGUUGGACGCCUGGGUUGGAAAAGUGCAUACCACCCUGUUGUCCGUUGAGGCAGAGACGCCUGAUCUUGUAGCUGCAUAACUUAUCCAACCUUCCUUUUGCUAUAUGGCCUUGGUCACCAAGGGUGCGGUGCGAAAAGAGAGAUGAUCUGGCUGUGGUGGCUGUAGUUUUCUGGGUGAUGAAAACAUGUUGCCUUGAACGUUUCCCUGGCACCCUAUUGAUCAGGACCUGUAAUUUCAUUUCUCUUUAAAUCCUCUGGACGUUGAGGCCUGGAGCUUGAUGCAUUGAUCACGGAAAAAGCACAAGCGGAUCAAAAGUUUCAUACCAGUAGGGUGUCAUUGUAGUUCUUUUCCCAGUGUGAUUUAGAUUGUUACUCAGCGGGUAUUUUCAUAUUCUUUUCCUCAUAUAUGCUGGACAUGGAUGGAGGAAAAUCUUACUGAUUUUCGUUAUGUUGAAAAGGUUAUGUUCCCCUGAACACAAGCAAA